This is a messenger RNA of Xyrauchen texanus (razorback sucker), 1893 nucleotides long. It is a transcript of the gene hdc, whose product is annotated as histidine decarboxylase. Lineage: Eukaryota; Metazoa; Chordata; Actinopteri; Cypriniformes; Catostomidae. The transcript is spliced from 12 exons. The record is from RefSeq and is a predicted model, not a curated record. Gene Ontology annotation, biological process: histamine biosynthetic process; L-histidine catabolic process. The coding region runs from base 40 to 1893 and encodes 617 amino acids. Gene Ontology annotation, molecular function: pyridoxal phosphate binding; histidine decarboxylase activity.
CUUCCCUUCAAAGCUCAGAACUGCAGUGAGACAUAGACGAUGCAGGCGGAGGAGUACACACAGAGAGGGAAGGAGAUGGUAGAUUUUAUACAGAAGUAUCUCACAGAGAUCCGUGAGCGGCCCGUAGUUCCAGAUGUGCAGCCGGGUUACAUGCGUCCUCUAUUGCCCAACAGCGCCCCCUAUGAGCCAGAGGACUGGAGCGCCAUCCUGCAGGACGUGGAGAACAUCAUCAUGCCUGGGGUGGUGCAUUGGCAGAGUCCACACAUGCAUGCAUAUUUCCCUGCACUCACCUCAUGGCCAUCUCUGCUGGGUGACAUGCUUGCAGAUGCCAUAAACUGCCUCGGCUUCACAUGGGCCUCGAGUCCAGCAUGCACAGAACUGGAGAUGUGUGUUUUGGACUGGUUGUGUAAAGCUCUCGGGUUACCAGAUCAUUAUUUACACCAUCAUCCACAGAGUAACGGAGGAGGAAUACUGCAGAGUACAGUCAGUGAGUGUACGUUGGUCGCACUUCUCGCAGCGAGGAAAGACAGAAUUCUGCAGAUGAAAAGUGAAUUCACACAUGCCGACUCGGACGAAUCUGUGUUGAACUCUAGACUCAUCGUGUAUGCCUCUGAUCAGGCACAUUCAUCAGUGGAAAAGGCAGGUCUGAUCUCGCUGGUGAAGAUCAGAUUUUUGGAGACUGAUGAAGUAUUUUCACUGCGUGGGGAAACUCUGCAGCGAGCCAUCGAUGAGGACCGCAAGAGAGGAUUCAUACCUGUGAUGUUGUGUGCAACACUCGGCUCUACUGGUGCCCGGGAGGGUCUCUGGCUGCACGUUGACGCAGCAUAUGCUGGCUCUGCCCUUCUGUGUCCGGAGCUGCGGUAUUUCCUGAAUGGAAUCGAGUUUGCCGAUUCAUUUGUCUUUAACCCGUCAAAGUGGAUGAUGGUUCAUUUUGACUGUACGGCAUUCUGGGUGAAGAAUAAAAUGAAAUUGCAGCAGACGUUCACUGUCGACCCACUUUACCUGCGACAUGAUAACUCAGACACCACUGACUUCAUGCACUGGCAGAUUUCUCUGAGUCGGCGCUUUCGCUCGAUGAAGUUGUGGUUUGUCAUGCGCUCAUUCGGCCUGAAGAACCUGCAGGCUCAUAUACGACACGGUGUGGAGAUGGCGAAGCUCUUUGAGUCUCUGGUCAGGGGCGAUUUAAAUUUCCAGAUUCCAGCGCAGCGACACCUCGGUUUGGUCGUCUUUUGCUUACGAGCAGGAAAUGGAGCGACGCAGGAGCUAUUGCGAAAACUGACUAAAUCAGGGCAGAUGUUUCUAAUUCCCGCUGCCAUCGGAAACAAACUGAUCAUCCGCUUCACUGUGACGUCACAGUUUACAAGCGCACAGGACAUACAGCGGGAUUGGAGCCUCAUCCAACAGGCCGCCAGAGACGUGCUGCAUACGCGCUCCCUCACACGCGAGCCUAGCUUGCUGUCUGAUGCUGACAGCUCUGAGGAGAAUGCGCAGGAACCGGAGGAAGUACCGCUGACCAUCCAAUCAGAGCUCAGUAAAAUGCGUCUGGAGCCGAUGAUAGACGAGCGUUUGGUGCGCCAGGGGCAGAGACGUGCCAUACGCUCACUGAGCUGCAGCGCUGAGCUUCCGCCCACCAGGCCUGACCAUGCCCACUCUCUAAAGGAUGCUCCGCCCUCAGGCUCUCUGACGCAGAUUCCAGAGCAGCCGAUGCAGUCGCAGCAGAGAACGCAGAGGCGUCUGCUAAAAUUUCACAGUGUUCCGAGUCUGUCACAGGUCUGGGCGCACUGUGGCAUGCAGCAGCUGUACUACCCCUUUAAGAGAGGCUGGGUCACCAGCCGAGCAAGUUGCUUUAACUGCUUCCCUUUAGCAGAGACCAGCGUUCUGCACACUAAAUAA